Molecule: messenger RNA, 2406 nt
Organism: Portunus trituberculatus (swimming crab)
Lineage: Eukaryota; Metazoa; Arthropoda; Malacostraca; Decapoda; Portunidae
Product: nuclear receptor subfamily 2 group E member 1-like
Exons: 9
Coding region: 411-2237 (608 amino acids)
Biological process (GO): regulation of transcription by RNA polymerase II; anatomical structure development; cell differentiation
Molecular function (GO): RNA polymerase II cis-regulatory region sequence-specific DNA binding; nuclear receptor activity; zinc ion binding
Source: RefSeq, a predicted model, not a curated record
CCAGCCUAGUGCCACCGAUCAACGAAUCCACAGGCCGGCUUUCUGCUCUGCCCCGCCCACAGUGCCACGUCAGCCAAUGGCGCCACCGGGACAGAGUGAAGGAACUUGGAGUUUGACCGAUCAAAUGUCAGCUCAAGGGUUGGGUGCCGCGGAUUGGUGGUUUUGUGGCGCCGAUAAGUCAGGAGGGUCGCGACCGCCGGCACGGGUCAGACCGUAUUCCUGUCCACACCAGUUCGUUCCCUGCCGCGUCCUUCCUCCUGUAGCAGUGAAUCCUUGCCUCCACGCCACCUACCGCCGGAAAGCUGGGCACGCACGCCAGGGGUACCUACGCAAACACCGCCACGACUUCUUGCCCUCUUGUGCGCUUCGGCGGGAGCGGCGGCCAUCUUGUGCGUCGCUCGACCGCCACAAUGGAGCGCGGGGAGGCGGCGUGCCGGGUGUGUGGGGACAAAGCAUCGGGGAAGCAUUACGGCGUGCCAUCCUGUGACGGCUGCCGAGGGUUCUUCAAGAGAUCCAUCCGCCGCUACCGUAACAAGACAUUGGACUACGUGUGCAAAGAGGCGGGCACUUGUGUCGUAGACGUCACUCGGAGGAACCAGUGCCAGGCGUGCCGCUUCAAGAAGUGUCUCGACGUCAACAUGAAGAAAGACGCCGUGCAGCACGAGCGAGCGCCGCGGUCCUGCCAGAAGCGGCCCAUGUUCGCCCCAGACAUGCCAGGGUCGACAGGGUUUCCUCCGGUGUCCGUUGGCGGUGGAGCCAGCCUGCCACCCUUGCCGCCCUACUACCCAGCACUACUUCCGCCCAUGCCCUUCAAGCCGCCUUUCCUCCCCAUGACCCCUUCCAUGGCGCCCCUCAACCUGCACUUCAGCCACAACUCGGCCUUCAAGCCCAACCUGGCUGCCCUCACCAACGAGUUGCGGCGGCCCUUCACCGAGGCCGCCCUGCACCACUCUCCCUCGCCGCCCCAGGACUCCAAGGCCCCAAUCAACGAGCGUCUGGACCACAAAUUCCCUGUCUGUGAAGCCUUCGAGUUCAAGCCGCCAGUUAGCGAGCGCUUGGGACUGAAGCCACCAAUCAUGGAGCAUCUUGAGCUGAAACCGCUGCCGGUCGAUCACCGGCCACCAAUGAGCUCUCUGGUCGACAUCUCACGAGCAGCCAAUGAGGGAUCGGCAUUCAGUCCGCCACGCCGCGCCGCCUCGCCGCCCCCUUCCACCGGAGGGGAAACUGAGGUGACCAGCUCCGACGGGAACACCAAGAACAACACCAAAGCCUCCAUUGCCGCCGCCAUCAUCCACAGCACCGCCACCAUCUCCACCACCACAACCACGGCAGACGUAUCCACCUGCGCCACCACCGCGCCCGCCUCCACCUCCACCACAACCACAACCACAACCACCACCACCAUCAACAACAACAAUGACACAGUCACCAACAAUAACAUUGGGAUAGCUGCUGCAAUUACCUGCAAAAUCAACAAUGAUAAGAGGGAGUCGAGUUCACCACCACCAGCGUUCCUCACGGUCCCACGCUCCCCCUCCCUUGCCAGCCCCGCCAGUACGCCCCUCCCCUCACCCACCUCGCCCUCCCCGCCCAUCAACGCUAUGCAGUCAUCGGCGCCGCCCAUCACAGUGGACGCCGGCGCGCUGGUUAUUUCCCCAACAGACAGCGUGUACGAGAAUGCCGCCAAACUGCUGUUCCUGGGUGUCAAAUGGGCGAGGUCUAUCCCGUCAUUUAUGCAGUUGCCCUUCCGAGACCAAGCGAUCUUGCUAGAGGAAUCCUGGAGUGAGCUGUUUGUCGUGGCCGCCGCUCAAUGGUCUCUUCCCCUUGACCAAGGGGGCCUGGUGCGCGACGCAGACCUAUCAACGGAACAUGAAGCUGGGCUGGUACGCACCGUGGAGGGUAUGAGGGAUGUCAUCACGCGGUUGCACGCCCUCAGGGUGGACCAUACUGAAUAUGCCUGCCUCAAGGCUCUCAUCCUUUUCCGCCCAGAGGCGCGAGGGCUGCGUGACGGGUAUGGCGUGGAGGUGUUGCAGGACCAAACCCAACUCAUGCUGCACGAGUACCUGGCGAGCAAAGUGUGUGGGGCCGGUGGCAGGGUGAGGGCUGGCAAAUUGCUGCUGCUACUUCCUGCCCUUGGUCACAUAUCCGCUACUGCCGUGCAAGAGAUCUUCUUCAGGCGGACAGUUGGCAACACCCCCAUUGAGAGAGUCCUCUGUGACAUGUUUAAGUCAAGCUGAAGUCUGAAGUCGUAUCUAACCCACUGACCGCCACUUUUGAAAGUGGCGCCUGUUUGUAUUCAAUGCCUUGCCCGAGGCCCUCUCUCUCUCUCUCUCUCUCUCUCUCUCUCUCUCUCUCUCUCUCAUAUAUGUACUUAACUGGUCCCACUACCUAUAAGAAUCCAUGUUA